AUGCCGUCCAAACACUCAAUCCCGUCUUGCGGAAGCCCCCAGCCCGUCGUCGACCUUAACACCAACCCGCUUGACAUCACAGGGGUCUUCUAUAUGAAGAUAUCUGUGCCCGGAACCACUACAAUUCAUCCCGUCUAUGUCGUCCGUGGCAUCUUGCAUGAGUGUAUCCUCGGCUGCGACUUUCUGGUUCAACACCGCUGCGCCAUCGACUUUGCCUCCCGUACCCUCAAGACUUGCCUCGGCUCAUCAGCCCCCCAGCCCAUUACCCUCACCCUUGCCGCGACUUCUGUUCUUCGCCCCCAUUCCCACCGCUUCUUGGACGCACGUACCCAGCAUACAUCGACCAUCCCGCUCUCUGGUCCCGCCGUCGUUGAACCCAGACCAGACCUGUUCCAGAAGAAACAAGUCUUGGCUACUUUCUCCCUGUCUGAUGCCCACCACAGUGUUUCCGUGCUUGUCAGCAAUCCCUCCUCCGAAGCCGUCACCCUUUACAAGGGUACGACCCUGGCCAGCCUUCAUCUACUCCAUCAGCACUUCCCCGAGUACGUCCUCGCAGAUCACACCUCCAAACCUACCCCUUCCUCCCCGCUCACCGCAGCCGCUGCUAACUCCCGUCGCCCUUGGCGUCGAGAAGACUUGACGCUCUCUGUCCAAUGCACCCAAGACUUAGUGCCGCGCCAUCGCAACUCUCUGCUUGACCUUAUUUACGCGUUCGAAGAUAUCGUAUCUCAGGGUGACUGGGAUCUCGGACGGACGUCUUUAACCCGUCAUACUAUCGACACCCAAGAUGCCCCUCCCAUUAAACAGCGGCCUCGCCGAAUGCCGCCGAAUGGACGGGACACACCCUGUGCUGAGCGGUGUCGACCCCGACUCUGCAAGCUCCGACGGUCGUCUGUCUGGGGAUGUGCCCGAACUGCCAAGCAACACCGACCCCGACUACGGAAGCUCUGA
Messenger RNA from Ornithodoros turicata, 951 nucleotides. RefSeq lists its product as uncharacterized. The transcript has a single exon. Lineage: Eukaryota; Metazoa; Arthropoda; Arachnida; Ixodida; Argasidae. The record is from RefSeq and is a predicted model, not a curated record. Bases 1 to 951 code for a protein of 316 amino acids.